Cydia amplana is the source of this 3067-nucleotide messenger RNA. RefSeq names its product titin-like. The coding region runs from base 26 to 3064 and encodes 1012 amino acids. The record is from RefSeq and is a predicted model, not a curated record. NCBI's taxonomy places the organism in Eukaryota, Metazoa, Arthropoda, Insecta, Lepidoptera, Tortricidae. The transcript is spliced from 19 exons.
UUCUUUAUGAAAAUAUUGUGUCAACAUGUCGGAUAAUGAAGAUUUGUUGGCAGACGAUUUAGGGGACCAUAGCCUUGCAGAUUAUAACCUUGGCAAUGAAGAGGAGGAUCAACUCUUAGCUGAUGACUACGAAAGCGGUCCCCAGAACGUUCCAACGUCGAUUGAUCCAAACUACAAUGAUGGAAGUGAUAUUAGCUCUUCAGAAUUCUCUAGCAUGCCAUACAGUCAACAAGCAUAUCAACCUCCUGCAGAAGAAUGUGUGGUCCCCAACAUAACUGUAGAGGUGCCCAACAUUCCGGACAGACCCAUCCCGGACCGCUCCACCUAUGCCCCUUACGAGCCUCCUGUGUAUGAACCUGAGCAUGCUGUGGUACCACCUGCAAUUCCUGCCGCACCUAUUGAAUCUCCACAAAUAGUGCCAUCAGAACUGAGUGUUACUGUACCAAAUGGCGACAACCGCGAACGGUUCCUUUCCGAACGGCCUCCCGGUGCCCAGCGAACACCGCAACUUCGUGAUAUUCCUGAUUCUCUAGACAAAGUGUUCGUCCCGCGCGGCGGGUACAGCGUCGGGCGCGGGCGCACGUCGUGGCGCAGCGCGCAGUUCCAAGCGCGCUUCCAGCAGCCCUACAAUAACGCCUACCGCCGCCACAACGUGCACCGGGGCAAUUUUCUUCAACAACGUCCCUCAUUCCCUCCUCCGCAAGUGCAACCACCUCCCCCUCAAAUCAGACCGGAACCAAGGCCAGAACAAAUACGGCCAGAUAUUCGAACUGACCAAAUCCGACCACCUGUCCGACAUGAGCAAAUCCGUCCAGAUAUUCGGCCCGAUAACAGGCCCCAACCUAGACCGGAAAUGCGACCAGAACCCAUGCCACCUAUGGGACCAGAAAUCUCCCCAGAAAGACCAAUAAUCCAGGAACCGUUUAGGCCCAUGGAAAAUCGGCCUCCAUUUCAGAACUUCCAAAGAUUCCCAUUCAGACCAAACAUGGAAGAGCCGCGUCCCAACUUCGGUCCGAUGAGGCCUAACUUUGAGCCUAGAUUCUUCCAGAGACCUCCAUUCAAUCCGAGACCAUUUGGCCCCCCAGUCAGAGAAGUCGUUCCUAACAGCCAACACAUGCCUCAGAUAACGAUUAGGCAACCACUGGCAGGCUUGCCACUGCCCGCCAACGUACCUAAGCUGGAUGAAUUUGGCCCGAAACCGCCAGGAAGAGAGCCCGAAGUGAGGAUGUUACCCGUCCAACUGCCGCCUACCUUGCCUGGAGCAUUGGCUGGGAAGAAAGUUCUUAUCAACCCGCAUUUUAAAGGAAAUUUUCAACCGCCCGUUGAAGGGUUGGCGCUGCCCACGUACAUUCCCACGCGCAUUCAAAAGUCGCCACCCUUGAGCCCUACGCUGGAAAACAAAUUCGGUCCCAUCAAGGAUAUCGACGAUGCCGCAGAGCGGUUCAUCGCGGAACAGAGAAACGCGCUGGCGCGGGCCGCCAAUAGGAAGUUCCCAAGGCGAUCUCCUCAAAGAUAUAUAGAGAACACGACAAUAGAGAUCGAGAACGAGUUGGCUCCGGAGGCGAACUCGUGGCGCGGCGAGGACGACCUGCUGCGUCGCCAAGAGGAGUUCAUCAACGCCAACCGGCAGGGCCUGCGCCGCCGCAUGCGGUCGCCGACGCCGCCGCGCCGCUCGCCGUCGCCGUCGCGCCACAGCCCCGAGCGGCGCCGUGUGGACCGCGCCGAGCGUACAGACCGCGCCGAGCGUACAGACCGCGCCGAGCGUACAGACCGCGCCGAGCGUACAGACCGCGCCGAGCCAAGGCGACCGCACGACGAGGAGAGCGAGUACCGUCGGCGCGUGCGCGAGCAGGAGAGCCUGCGCGAGCGCGUGCUGCGCGCCAAGGAGGUGCGCCGCAGGAAAAACGCCGUGCAGCUGCACAAGCAGCUACAGGACAAAGAGCGCGAACGCAUUGAAAUGAAAGAUCCCAAGCCUGACCCGAAGCCAGAAAGCAAACCCGCUGCUUCCCCGGACAAACCUUCAACAACGAGCCCAGAGCUGGAUAUACCUGAUACGACCCGGUCUUCCCCGGAGAGGAAGGAAAAUCCUGUAGUUGUGAAGAGAGACCGGUCACCAGUAAAGGAGGAAGCGGCAGAAGUCAAUUCCACUUGCGAAAACCUGACCCCACCACGCGCGUCCCCCGAGCGCGCCCUGACGCCGCCCCUGCCCGACAAGAGCAAGGAGAGGCGCUGCAGCGAGGACGACGACCUGGCCUUCCUGCUCGGCGACAUCGACGACAUGCUCAGCGACGACGAGGACAGCGGCCGCUUCAAGGAGAAACCUAACAAACCGGAGGUGGCGCCUCCCAAGCCGGCGGUGGACCUGCGCUCCAAGCUGCCGCCGCGGCCGCCCCGGCAGAAGAUCGUCUUCGGCGAGGAAAAACCCAAGAAGAGGAGAGAAAAAUCUCCUCCUGCUAAGAAGCCGACAGUGACAAGCUCUACCAAAAUCGAUACUGAGACUCCUCAGAAAAAAGCUGUUAAGCCAAAACCGACGACCGAACAAAUUACAAACAAAUCUCGACAAAGAAUAAUAUUUGAAAACAAAGAGCUUGAAAAGGAAAAAGAGGAGGACAAAUCCAAGGCUUUCACGCGCCGCGUCGUCCUACAGCGCAAAGUCACGCAGACUAAAGAGAAAUCCGUGUUCUCGCGCAUCGAGGUCAACGACCCGAGCAAGCCCAACCCGGGCAUCUUCAGCCGCGCCGUGCGCACCGCCAUCGGCGCCGACAGGCCGCGCAUCGUCGUCAGGCGCGACGAGCCCGAGAUCGAGUACGAGAGCGGCUCGGACGACGAACGCCUGCUCGACGAGGAAACCGGCCUCGUCGCCAGCGUCACCAACCUGCCGCACGGGAUCACCGACACCAGGUUGAAAACGUUAGCCGGCAGUGACGUGCAGAGCUUAAUUUUGGACAAGGAAGAUCGCAGCGCCAAGAUCACGUUCAAGACCACCGUUGCCGCCGGCGCUUUCCGCAAGAAGUUCAACAACAAAAUGGUGGCCGCCAGCCGCCUUACCGUUACCUUGCUUUAGUCA